Messenger RNA from Lodderomyces jiufengensis, 2142 nucleotides. RefSeq lists its product as uncharacterized. The record is from RefSeq and is a predicted model, not a curated record. NCBI's taxonomy places the organism in Eukaryota, Fungi, Ascomycota, Pichiomycetes, Serinales, Debaryomycetaceae. Gene Ontology annotation, cellular component: SBF transcription complex; MBF transcription complex. Gene Ontology annotation, molecular function: DNA binding; transcription regulator activity. The coding region runs from base 1 to 2142 and encodes 713 amino acids. The transcript has a single exon.
AUGGUGCCUAAUAUUCAAUCACUUCAUUGGAGUGUCAAUAAUAGAGAUCAUCAAGAUUCAAAUAAUUACCUACACUCACCUUUAGAUUAUCAAAAUCACCACAAUGGGUCUUUACCUUCUAUUGAAUCAACUUUAAAUCAAAUAAACAAUGAACAUAAACUGGAUAAUCGUUUACCUAAACUUCCUUCGAUACAUUUCUUGACUAAAAAUGAUAUCAAUAAUACCAUCCAUUAUCCACCACCACUCCCACAACAUCAAACUAACUCAUCCAUACAUUCAUUUCAACCAACUUUAGCGUCACCAUUACAAUUCAGAUCUAAUGUAAACAAUCAAGCGAUUCAACACCCAGUCAUGUAUCACAAGAAUGACGUAAAUCAAAAUCAAUAUGCUCAUAACUCACCAACUUCACCAGUAUCUCCAAUACUUUCACCAUACUUGAAUAAUCAACAAAAAUUUUCAUCAUAUUCUCCUCCACAACAUAACAACGUGCCACAUCCUCAACAAACUUAUGGAAGUUAUUCUUUAUCAUCUUCAACUCCACCAUUGUAUGAAAAUCAAAUAAAACCAAAUUUUCAACAAUCACCAAUAAUCAAAAGUGAACCCAAGACCAAAAAGAAAAGGAAAACUACAAAAUCGUCAAACAACAACAUGAAUGCAAACAUAAAGUUCCGAUCAAAACCUGACUCAACUAAAAAUAGAAGAAAACCAAAACAAAAUUUGAUUAUCGAUACCAAAAAUAUUCAUUAUCCCAUACAUCAUUUGGAAUCACCAAAUGUCAAUCACGUUCCAGAGUCAAUUUUGAAUCAGUUUAAUACAUCAAUUUAUCCGAAAAUUGACACGAAAAAGUAUUCAACUUCUGCAAUUGAUCAAAAUAGAAAUUAUUUAACAGUUUAUGAAUACAAUAUUAAUGAUCAUUGGGUGAUUUGGGAUUAUGAAACUGGGUUUGUACAUUUGACAGGUAUUUGGAAAGCUUCUUUGAAUGUCAAAAACUCUGAAACUAACUCUUCACAAAAUGAGAAUCAUUCUGCUAACCAUUUGAAAGCUGAUAUUGUCAAAUUGUUGGAAUCAACUCCAAAAGAUUAUCAAUUUUAUAUAAAACGUAUUAGAGGUGGAUUUUUAAAAAUUCAAGGAACUUGGCUACCAUACAAAUUAUGUAAAAUUUUAGCAAGAAGAUUUUGUUAUUAUAUUAGAUUUGAAUUGAUACCAAUUUUUGGUAAUGAUUUUCCUGAAAGUUGUUUGAAACCAAAUGAAAAGGGGUUUGGAGAAUUGAAAUUGAAUGAUUUGGAGAAUUUCAAACAAGAAGAAUUACCAGAACCUGCUCCUUUACCAAUUGAAGUAAAUCAACCAUCUCAAGAACAACAACAACAAACUGAAAAAUCGUUUGUCAAUCAAGCAAAAUCAGGUCAACAAAAUCAUCCAAAAUACCAUCAAAAUAAUGUGGAGGAACCCGCAGUUUUAGUACCACCAGCUAACUUAAAUCAAGAACGAAAUCAAUCAGUUCCACUGAUGGGCACUUUUAUUCCAUUACCUCAACCGGAAGCAAUAAAAAUCAGUAGACCAUUCGGAUUUAAUGAAGGUUUGCAAUUACAGUCACCAAUGAGUUAUCAUAAAUACUCUAGUUCAAAUAGUAGUGAUACAUCAUUGAACUCAUCGGUUUUUUCGCGUUCAAACUAUGGCGAUGGUAAUCAUUCAAUUCAAAUGCCAAUGACUCCGAUGACUGCAGUUCAGGACACGAAAGAUUUUGAAAAAUCAAAUUCUUCAUCAUACGCAGACUUGUUAGAUAUUGUUAAUGCAUCCAAAUGUCUUCAAUCUUUGAGUCAAGAACCACCAAUUCAGCCUAUCAAUCGUAAAAGAAAAUUUAUGAGUAUUGGAAGCCUUCCAAAACCAAAUCAUCAAAAUGAUGAAGACCAAACCGACUUAGAAGAUGAAAGUAAUAGUAAUUAUACUACUAUAUUACCAUCAAUUAAAAAUCAAAUUCCCGAUGAUAACGGUAUAUCAUCAAUUUUAAUAGCAGCUGAAUUGAACAGCCAAAAAGAUCAGCAACAAGUACAAUUCCCACAACAAAAAACAUUUAAUCAAAAACAAAAUACUUCUUCAAUUAGAGAAAGACCAAGUAUGAGAGUUGGUGAUUUAGCAGCUUAA